CAGGCUCACCUUCAAGGAAAAGUACCAAGUUCUAGCCAGGUGCCCACAUCCCUUUCGUAAAGCCAGCAAGAGCCUAGCUUCCUGGCAUGUUGGGUAUCGCGGUUCCUUCUUUUGUAUUUCAACAUGCAAGGACGAAUUUAUCCUGGACAGCACGCUCACGAUUACGGUGAUUAGUAUAACGAAUAUGGCGAGCUCUCUCACGGGGAUUUCUGUAUAGACUUUGCUUGGGCUCCACAAAUGCGUACACCUCUUCGAUUAUCCCUCUAUCUCCGUCACUACUCUCAAGCCCCUGAGCGAUAAGUCUUGUCUAAAAUCCAUACUGGCGCAGAUGAUUUCACCUCUAGAACCUGAAAAACUUGAGGGACGUGUCCAAUCCUACUUGCUUCUUAUAAUCGUCGGAAUAUGCGUUGCAGUAGCAUUCCUUUCUAGAUUCGUCAAUUCCCGGAAACUCGAAGUUAACGUACCUCUCGAAGGCUCCUCCGGAGUCCCCUCAUCGUACAUCGACGCGUAUGACUUUAUCGCAGACACCAAAUCCAUACUCAAGCGAGCUUAUGAUAAGUAUGGAAAGGGAACAUUCAAGAUCCCUCAACUGAAUCUGUACAUCGUUAUGGUCAACAAACGUGAAGUCAUCGAAGAGGUUAGGAAGGCUCCGGACAAUAAAGCCUCUUCCGAAGAGGCGGGGAUUGAGGAGUUUGCAUUCCGUUGGACAUUUGGAUUGGAAGUAGCGAGAGAUACUUACCAUCUCGCAACCAUCCGUAAUCAGUUGACUCACUCUUUGAGCUUGAUUUUCGACAACGUCCACGGCGAGAUUAUACAUGCAUUUAGAGACCUUGUUCCGCCCAAGAGUGAUGACUGGGUUUCCGUCCCUGCGUUGGAUACGAUAAGGAAUAUCGUAUGCAGAGUUAGCAACAGGAUUUUCGUUGGCAUCCCCCUUUGCAGAAAUCCAGAGUAUACCGAGCUAAGCAUCUACUUUGCUAUUGAUGUCAUGAAAACGGUGUACAUGAUUCACAAUACACCUGCAUUUUUGCGUCCUAUUGUCGGUGCAUAUUUCAGUCCAACGAAUCGAAGUGUCCGUAAGGCAAUGAGGCUGCUUCGCCCCGUAUUUGAGGAGCGGUUUCGUAUGUAUGACGAAAAUGGCCAUGAUUGGCCAGGAAAACCGGUCGACAUGAUUUCAUGGCUGAUUGACGAAGCGCCAAAGAACCGAAAUAUUCGAGAUCUCACAAUGCGGAUCCUUCACAUAAACUUCGCGGCUAUUCACUCAUCUUCGAGUAGUUUCACUCACGCGUUGUUCCACCUUGCGGCUGAACCACAAUAUAUUCCGCCUUUACGGGAAGAGAUCGAGCAAGUGAUCAAGGAGGAAGGAUGGUCUAAGGUGGCAAUGACGAAGCUGUGGAAACUUGAUAGCUUCAUGAAAGAGAGCCAACGGAUUAAUGGCCUUAUGCUAACGGGUCUUACUCGCAAGAUAAUGUCCGACUUCACGUUGUCGCAUGGAACCUUCCUGCCUGCUGGCACGUUCGUGGCCGCGAAUUUAACAGGAGUUCACCAUGACGAUUCCUACUAUCCAGAUGCAGACAAGUUUGACGGAUUCCGGUUUGCAAAGUUGCGCGAGCAGAACCCGGAUGAGAGUGUAAAGCACCAAAUGGUCAAAACUAGUCCAGAAUAUCUUCCAUUUGGACAUGGACGACAUGCCUGUCCAGGCCGUUUCUUCGCAGUAAACGAGCUCAAGGCAAUGAUGGCAUAUCUGAUUUUGAAUUACGACGUGAAAGCGGAAGUAGAGGGAGUACGGCCUGAGAACGAGUACUACCGUAAUCAAUUGUCACCGAACUCCAAAGCCAAAAUCCUGCUCAGGAAGCGAACGGACGUAUAAGGUUAUCGCCACCCAUUCACUAUGCAGAAGUUGGCCAAAGGGUUUGGAGUUCCAUGUCAUCAGUAUGCGUUGAAAUGUUUUUGUUUUUGUAAGUAAAUGUUUGUAAAAGUGCUCCAAUCCUCAGAGUAUCUUUGUUGCAACUAGAAAGUUGAAGUGUUCAUAGUCAAUGUUUUAAACG
Messenger RNA from Fomitiporia mediterranea MF3/22, 2045 nucleotides. RefSeq names its product cytochrome P450. The transcript is spliced from 11 exons. Gene Ontology annotation, molecular function: oxidoreductase activity, acting on paired donors, with incorporation or reduction of molecular oxygen; heme binding; iron ion binding. NCBI's taxonomy places the organism in Eukaryota, Fungi, Basidiomycota, Agaricomycetes, Hymenochaetales, Hymenochaetaceae. The record is from RefSeq and is a predicted model, not a curated record. Bases 329 to 1867 code for a protein of 512 amino acids.